Molecule: messenger RNA, 2062 nt
Organism: Solea solea (common sole)
Lineage: Eukaryota; Metazoa; Chordata; Actinopteri; Pleuronectiformes; Soleidae
Gene: fas
Product: Fas cell surface death receptor
Exons: 9
Coding region: 98-1087 (329 amino acids)
Biological process (GO): extrinsic apoptotic signaling pathway in absence of ligand; regulation of stress-activated MAPK cascade; negative regulation of apoptotic process
Cellular component (GO): external side of plasma membrane; membrane raft; CD95 death-inducing signaling complex
Molecular function (GO): protein binding; tumor necrosis factor receptor activity
Source: RefSeq, a predicted model, not a curated record
ACGAGAAACGCAGUGAACACGCAGUUUUACUUCAUUGUGUUGCUGUGUUAUGUUAUUAUUAAUAUUAUUAUUACACAGGUCCUGAAGUGAAGACACGAUGGCGUCAGAUUCAAACAAGUUCACUGUGAAGUUUUUCACCUUCCUGUUGUUUACUUCCCAGGUGUCACUGGCAUAUUCCUCACGCUCACUCCUAACUGACGGAAAAGUCACUCAGCAUGCAGUUAAAGGAUUAUUCCGCAACAGAAGGCAGAUGUGUCCAGAUGGCACCUACGACUAUGAAGGGAGGACUUGUUGUUUGUGUGGUGCCGGCCUUCGUCUGGAAAGCCACUGCUCUGUGAAACCGAGUGAUGGUCAGUGUGAGCUCUGUGAUCCAGGGACGUACAGCAGUGAUCCUAACUCCCAGAUGUUUUGUGAGCCCUGUACAUCCUGUGAACAUCCCAACGCAAACCUAGAGGUGGUGGAACCCUGUACCAGUGCCAGGAACACUAAAUGUGGAUGUAAGAAAGGUCACUAUUGCGACACAGAAACGUGCACACUCUGUCAUCCUUGUCAAGAAUGUGGCACCGAGGGCGUCAAAGUGGCCUGCACCGGCACCAACAAUACAAUCUGUAAUGACAUAGCCCAAGGGGGAAAUGAUGCCAUCAUCGGUGGUGUAAUUGCCCUAAUUUUUCUUCUGAUACUCGCUGGACUGUUGUCCUUUUACUUUUGUAGGAGGCGAAGGAGAAGGUUCAGUCCAAGUCAAGAGUCUGCAGCUCAAACGAACGGCACUGCGACCGAGAUGGUGUUGCUGCCUGUUAAGGUUUCAGAUCUCCAUCGUCACCUGCAUGACGUUGCAGGCAUUUUGGGAUGGAAGGACAUGAACGAGGUAGCAAUACGUACAGAGAUUCCAAAAACCGUUAUUGAGAAUUGCCAAUUGAAUCACCCGGGCAACGCUGGGGAUCAAACAGUGGAGCUGCUGGAUAUAUUUUGUGAGAAACACGGCCGGACCGCCGCGUCGACUCUGAUCGACGCGUUGCAAAAAAGUGGUAAAAAGGACAAAGAGGAGAAAGUGACUGAGCUUCUGCGCCGUGAUGACAACGCUGCCUAGUUGAAUAUCUGACACGUGUCUGUUGUGUGAGCACUAUUAGAAUAUUUGCAUUUCUGUCUGCCUACCUGUUGAGAUGUUUACAUGAAAGUUUCUAGCUGUUAGGCUGUAAAGUCCCAGUCGACUGGUCAAUUUAUGAGUCGUUCUGGCUCCACUCAAAUUCUGAUUGGUCGACUUUUGCCGUGUCAAUUUCAUACAGUCUAUGGUUAAUUUGAUUUCAUCAGGAGGAAAGUACCUUGUUUUCAGUAUUUUGGAUUAGCCCAAUCCACUAAAGAAAGAUUAAAGAACGCCCGGUGGGUUUAUUUAAUUUUGAGCUCUUAUUUUAGGCUACAGUCCGUCCUUCUCUAACAUCCAUGUCAAAGACAUCAGCAGUGUGGCAGCAUUUUACAAAAUUUUACAGAAUUUGUGCUCCUCUUGCGAUAGACAUACAUGAAUGCUCCGAAAGAGCUCAAAAUUGACCCUGUGGCGCGGAUGCCGUGGCAUGAAGCAAAAAUGUGCGUUUGUGGUGUGACCGCAGCAGUGUCAGGGUGAGGGUUAAGAUAGGAGGUAGCCACACUUUGCACGAGUUUAGAACAAAUCGAGUUUCCAGUAUUGAUUUUGUAGUGACGUCAGGGAGUGGCCUCUCAUCAAUGAUUGGGGAACACAGAGAAAUGGAUGCUUCGGCACCUGCUACAUUUCAACAAAUAUAGUGACGUCACUUUUUUUGUCAUUAUUUCUUGGACAACAAUGUAUAAAUCCCCUGACUUCUGUGAAAGCAACAAUUGUGGACAAAAAGAAUGUAGAAAUAUUAAUAUUAUUAUUAUUAUUAUAAAUAUUAAAACGUGUGUAAAGGACCAUCAGCAUGUUUAUGUGUCAAGUUAGCAACUGUUGUGUUGUAUCUGUGUUUUUUGUGUGGAAAAGUGCAUCUAAAAACACACAAAUAUAGAGUUUAAAAAUAAACUUCUGGUUAAGCUGGAAAUAAGUUUGAUGAUGUCAAAU